This is a messenger RNA of Brassicogethes aeneus, 1992 nucleotides long. NCBI's taxonomy places the organism in Eukaryota, Metazoa, Arthropoda, Insecta, Coleoptera, Nitidulidae. The record is from the annotation of a GenBank genome assembly.
UGCAAAGUCUCAGGUAACAAAUAUACGUAUAGUACUACAUUCAUAUAAUAUAUGUGCUUGCUUAUUUAAAAAAUAUUUUGUAGCAACUGCAUAUAUACACUGUAUAAGCGAUGAAGAAGUUGAACGAUUUGCAAACCAUAUGCAAGAUGAAAUGAGAAAAGCUGCAGAAGGAGAACUUGCAGUGAACUCUUUGUCCUUCAAGCCACUAAACAACAACCCCCCAAAAGACUUUGGAGAAUUUGAUUUUAUCAUUGUUGGAGCUGGAGCUACAGGAACAGUACUCGCUAAUAGGCUUUCGGAAGAAAAGUCAUGGAAAAUAUUGCUACUGGAAGCUGGAGGUUAUCCCAGCGAUUUCACGGAUUUACCUGCAAACGUAUUACCUUCCAGAUUUACACGUUACAAUUGGGGAUACAAGACUGUACCACAAAAUUAUUCUUGCUUAGGUAUUGGAUUUUCAAGUCGUUCAAUAAGUCCAUGCUAAUUUGUAAUAUUUUUCCAGGCAUGAAUAAUGAAGAAUGUCUUUGCCCACGCGGUCAAGGUUUGGGAGGCACAACCCUCAUCAACGGCCUCAUGUACGCCCGAGGCCACAAAAUCGAUUUCGAUAAGUGGGCAGCUAUGGGAAACCCAGGCUGGGCGUAUAAAGAAGUACUACCUCUAUUUAAAAAAUCCGAAGGAAUGCUUAAGAAUAAUCCAGAUGCUGUGGUGGACUGGGCCUUCCAUAACCCGUCGGGACCAUUGCGUGUGGAGUACAAACCCACCACCGAUCCUCAGUUAAAGGCCUGGUACGAAGCCCAACAAUCUUUUGGAUACCAAUUCGCCGACCCAAACAGUCCACAGCAAAUUGGAUUUGGUCCUGUGCCAGGAAACAUUAAACACGGAAGAAGGCAGGAUGGUGGUACUGUGUUUGUAUUGCCUGUUCUUACAAGAGAAAAUUUGGUUGUUCAGACUAAUACUUUAGUAACAAAGAUCGUCUUUAGGGAGGGGUGGUUUGUGAAACCGAUUGCUAAGGGUGUUGAGUUUGCUUUCAACGGAACCUAUUAUACAGCCUGGGCUAAGAAGGAAGUCAUAGUGUCGGGUGGGUCUAUAAAUACCCCGCAGUUACUUAUGAUUUCAGGUAUAGGACCAAAACGCCACUUAAAAGAAAAAGAUGUGAGGGUUAUAAAAGAUUUACCUGUAGGGCUAACCCUUAGAGAACACCCAGCGUUUUUCGGGUUACUAUUUAGUUCUAAUUAUUCGGAACCUGUAAAAUCUUUUAAUGAAUACAUUAAAGAAUAUUUACAGGGAACAGGCCCCCUGACAAUCACAGGCGGUUUUAGGGGAAUGUCUUUUUACAAAACCAAAUACGAAACCGUUCCAAAAUACCCCGAUUUGGAAGUUUUGUUUGCCUCUGGGAACUGCACUUCGCAGUUUGUUCAAAAAGGUUUCAAUUGGAAGGAUGAAACCUAUCGAGCAGCUUUUGCCCCGCUGAAUCCCAGAAAAUGUUUUCAAGCCACACCGAUUGCACUUCAUAGUCAGUCAGUUGGUUAUGUCAAGCUUAAAACUAACAGCCCCUACGAUUUUCCAUUGAUUAAUCCGAAUCACUUAUCCGAUAGGAAAAAAAGAGACAUCAACACCCUUUACGAAGGAAUUCAAAUGAUUAUUAAGUUCACUAAAACUGAAGCUAUGCAAAAAUUUAACGCCACCAUAGGAGUAACUCCAUUACCAGCUUGCACACAACACGAAUUUCUUUCCAGAGAUUACUGGUUUUGCGCGUUGGGUCAGAUGACUUACAACAUUUACCAUCCGGUUGGCACUUGUCCAAUGGGUCCCAAUCCGAAAAAAUCGGUUGUAAAUCACGAAUUAAAAGUACAUGGGGUAAACAACUUAAGGGUUGCCGAUGCAAGUGUUUUUCCCUUUACCCUUUCUGGGCAUCCUAAUGCUCCUUGCGUGAUGAUCGGCGAAAAAUUGGCUUUACUCUUAAAAAGGGAUUAUUUGUAAAACUAUAAAUGCAAU